Molecule: messenger RNA, 3661 nt
Organism: Aureobasidium pullulans EXF-150
Lineage: Eukaryota; Fungi; Ascomycota; Dothideomycetes; Dothideales; Saccotheciaceae
Product: acetyl-CoA synthetase-like protein
Exons: 2
Coding region: 1-3474 (1157 amino acids)
Biological process (GO): fatty acid metabolic process
Molecular function (GO): medium-chain fatty acid-CoA ligase activity
Source: RefSeq, a predicted model, not a curated record
AUGCACAACAUUCUCACAGAAGCUGCAACAAGGAAUGCCGAUUCCAUCGCUCUGGUGUGCCCACACUAUCCUUCGGACUUAUAUACAUUCUCAAGCCAAUCGGAGGAAUACAAGUCGCAACCAUACUUACGAUGGACUUACCGUCAUCUCCAGCAAGUAUCACACACUGUUGCAGCAGGACUCUACCAAAAAGGAACACGUCCUGGAAUGACAAUCGCCAUAUUCCCUGUUGUCGGUGCAGAGUUUCAGAUCAUCGCUAGAGCUGCAUGGGAACUGAGAUGUACGUUGGCUUCCAUCGACCCAGCAUCUAUCAGUAAUCCGAAUGAGUUGCAACAUAUGCUGAAGUGCUCAAAUCCAAGUGUCGUCCUUGCACCUACGACCGAACUAGCAGAGAAGCUUGACAAGAAUGCCGAGAACACUCUACACGAACAUGUGCUCAAGUUCGUCACCAGUCACCAGCAAACGUCUUGUCCGAAUGGCUGGUCAACCUUCCAGGAACUGUUCAGCUUUGGUCAAGAACACCAGGAUCUGGACUUUUCUCAAAUCGAACAUGAAUUGGAUGAUGAGAUUUUAGUCAUUUUCACGAGUGGAACCACAUCUCUACCCAAAGGCUGCGUUCACACCAACACUUCCAUGUCAACAUCAUGCUUAGCGAAAAAGAACUUGGGACAGGCAGCCGAUUACUGGCCGGUGGUAUCUGCACACGGCCCCUUGUUUCAUGCCAUCGGAAUCAUGAUCGCCCUCCACGUCCCUCCAUGCACUAUCGUCCACCCUUCUGGAAGCUUUGCUCCUGGUGCAUUACUGGAAGCCAUACAGAACGAAAAGAUAACAUACAUGUGUCUUGUACCUGCGAUGUUGAAUCUACUGGCCGAGCAUCAGAAUCUGCCAAUUACAGAUACUUCGAGUCUGGAGAUGAUCCACAUGGGUGGUGGAAAUGUGCUCUCGCGACACAAUCAAGAUUGCGUCAAUGUCCUGAAGUCGAAGAAGGCGCAUACGAUCUAUGGCAUGUCGGAGUGUUGGAGUCCGACGUGCUAUCAUGUUGAUCAGAUUCCCGACCUGAAGAGGUCAGAUGUCGGAUGUGGUGUUGUUAUGGCGGGUUCUAUGUUGAAGGUAUGCGCACCAGACUCUACUACCGCACUCAAGAGGAACGAAGCUGGCGAAUUGCAUAUGGGAGGCCCGCAAAUCUUGAAAAAAUACAUCGGAGCAAAGAGUCAGCCGUUCUACGAGGAUGAAGAUGGCAGAUGGUUCCCUACUGGUGAUCAAGCCACUAUGAAUCAGGAUGGUGAAUUUUUCAUUGUUGGAAGAUAUAAAGAGUUGAUCAUCAGAGGUGGACACAAUAUCGCACCCACUGCUAUUGAGAAGGUCCUUAGUGCCUAUGGUGGCAUCCAAAGCCAGGUAGUCGGCAUAGAAGAUGAGACUGCAGGAGAAGUGCCUAUCGCCGUAGUCCGUAGCCAGGGCCUCUCACAAGUCGACUUGGACCUUCUGAGACGCACCACAAUCGAGAAACUUGGUUCUGCUUAUGCUCCAGAAAUGAUCCUGACGCUCAAGGAUUUAGAUUUGGACGACUUCCCCAAGACAACGUCUGGCAAACUUCGCAAACAGACCCUACAACCUCUUGUACAGAAAUAUGUCGAUGCGCAACGAAAGGGUGAUAGCGACACUGAUGGGAACCUGAUGGAGAAACUCUGCAGCGUGUGGUCAAAAGCCUUGAAUCACAAAAGCAUCAAAACUCAGGACAUAAUCACGGAUAUGGCGGAUAGCUUGGUGCUUUCUCGAGGACGAACGUUCCUUCGCAGAGAUCUAGGCAUCAAUAUCACCGGUGAAGAAAUCCUCGAGCAUAACACGGUGGCAAAACAAGCCAGAUUGUUGGCCUCUAGAACCGGGACGAAUGGAGGUCAAGAUUACAAGGAUCUCCAGACCACUCGUGAAGGUCCGCCGCAGCUCAAUGACAUGAUCCACACAUUUGGGUCGGAAGAAAGAGCCACCAUGACGAGGGAACAUUGCGAGCCUCUGUUACAACCGCUUGGGCUUUCUUGGGCCGAUGUUGAGGAUGUAUAUCCAAUGCCUGAUAUGAUGAACAUCUGGGCACAUCCCUUACGCAAACAAUCAGUCAAUCAUCGACAUGCUUUUGUUGUAGACUCUGACAACGUGCAACAAGUCCAGAAGGCGCUUGAGAAGGUCUUAAACGUUCACAACUCAUUGCGCAGCAUUAGUGUCGACAUUGAUCCGGAGAUUACUUGCUACGCAAUCCUGCGUGCGUCGACCAAAUUCUUCUCUAAUUGCAUCUUGACCUUCGAAAAGCCUGUCAAGACAGCCAAAGACCUACAAAGCUUCUUGUUAAAUGACGGGCAAUAUGAUUUUGCUGGUCCUCCAGGUUUGCUCAAUAGAUUCUACUUGGUGCCGAUCGAGGAUACGCAGAAGAUAGGCUUGUUGUUCCUAGGCCAGCAUUCUUGCUUCGACGCACUGAGCAGUCUGCCAUUCUACGAAGACCUCGACAAAGCACUUUCUAGUGAGAAGGAAACAGUAGCCCAGCGUGUGCCCUUCAAGUUAUGGGCAGAGCAUUACUUCUCUGGCAGGACGUCCUUAACUGCCAAACUUGGAGUUGAGUACCACGUCAAGCGCCUCACCGGCAUAUCAAAGUCGGAGAGCGCCUUGUUCCCCCGUCAAAAAGCGGCAGAGUGGUUCAAAGGACACCACUUUGGUUGGAAGCCUGAUCCGACAGUGCAUAAAGACCAGGGUAUGAUCGACGCCCGUCUCAAACAACAAUCACACAUUGGUGUCGAGGGCAAAGCAUCAGUGAUUUACACUCCAGAUCUGAGCAAUCUCAAGAAAACCCAUGGCCUUGAUGCAGCAAUUGUGCUCAAGGCCGCAUUGAGUCUCGUCAACACUGGCGAAACCGGUGCGACGGAAGCACUUUUCGCAUCUUACCAAGCCGGUCGCAGCUGGCCUUUUGUGGCACUGUGGAUGCAAGAACGUCUGCCUCCUGCCAUGGACAUCGCCGGACCUACCCUCCAGGUCGCCAUCGAGCGCAUCAACACUUCCAAACCUCAAAGCGUCAUAGACUUUUUGAAACACCUCACAUCCGAGCAAGAAGAAUUAACCAAACACGUUCACGCACCUUUACUCGCCAUCCGUGAUGCUUUAUCUACCGCCGACGCGGAAACCAUGGAACAGGUCAGACGACGUCAAAUCUUCAACUGGCUGCCCAGAUCUUCAGGUCUAGACGAAUACACCAAUCUGAACAGAGUGCAACUUUGGAGCCGCACCGAUGUUGGCAUACUUUGGAACUGCACGGCUAUUGAUGGUGAUGAGGUCAAGAUCCAUGUCAGCUGGGACGAUGCGCAAUUGAAUGAAGACGAGAUCGACAAACUCUUGAGCAAGUUUGGAGGAAUGGUGGAAAUGUUGUCGGCAGAGACGAAUUGGGAAAAGGAUGUGAAUGAUCUGGUUAGGCACAUGUGCAUCACCCUUACAUGAGAAAAAGCAUACCAAUCAGUGCCAAGUGAUGGCAUCUGACGGCGAUAGGAUUCGUGGAAACGGUACACACUCAAAUCCAGCCAUCACCUUUUCUUAUCAGAGUUUCUAGAGGAGAAAAUAGAAGGUACAAAAAGUAACAGAGUUGGAGGAUGCAAGUCGAAAAAGGGUCCAGUCUGUUACUCGGCCG